UUUUUUUUUUUGUCUUUUAUUCUCUUCUUUUAUUAUUAUAUUACCCAGUCCCUUCCUUUUUUUUAAUUUAUCUAUUUAUUUAAUUGUUAUUGUGGUAUAAUAUCAGUAUUAUUAUUCUUCUUAUUCUUCUUCUUAUUGUUAUUAAUCUCCUGAAGAAACUAUAUCAUCCGAUUCACUCAUGACACAAUCUUCUCCACCUUGUCAGACCAUGGUAGAUGGCAGUGAUGAAGGUGAUGAUCAACAGUACAACGAUGAAACGAUAUUAUCUUGUGUCCAAUGUCAUAAACCAGCCACUUUCAUGUGUUCGUCCUGUGGAUUAAUAGGUCCCCGUUACUGCUCACCACAAUGUCAAAAACAAGAUUGGAAAACUACUCAUUAUAAGACUUGCAAAAGCAUCUCGGCACGAUUAUCCCAAUCUAUACCAUCAAACACAGAACUAAUUACUACCACUACCACUACUAUGAUGGAUCAGCAUUCAACAGCAACAACCAAUCCCUUUCAAGAUCAAGGAACCAUGAUAGAUUCAGAUAUUCCCAUGCAAGAUAUGAAUCCACAACAACAACAGCAAGGCGAAAAUAUUACGAACGAUACGGAAGAAUUUGCUGACAAUCUCAAGUUUUAUAUGCAACAAAUCUAUUUGAUUAUCAAACCUGUAGUUGUAUGUAUUGUCCUUAGUAUUUUUUGGGUCAAGGUUGGAUUUAAUGAUCAAAGUGACUAUAGUCCAACACGACCGACUUACAAUGUACUCUCUUCAAACAAUGCGGCAUCGUCCAAUAGUGGUGGUGGAAGUAGUAAUAGUGGUUCGGUAGGAUUAUCAUCUUUAGCAAAUGCAGCCAUUAUCAUUGGUCAAAUCAUCCUGGUCACAAUCAUCAUUGUAUUUUUCUUUCGAAAAGGUUGGAUCAAGGUAAGGAAUUAAAUACUAAACAUCCUUUUUUUUUCUGACAAAUUAUUUUUCUUGUUUCUUGAUAGCCACUUGUUGUAUUCUUUAUGCUUGUCGUGAUGCUCUUAUUG
Molecule: messenger RNA, 1011 nt
Organism: Halteromyces radiatus
Lineage: Eukaryota; Fungi; Mucoromycota; Mucoromycetes; Mucorales; Cunninghamellaceae
Exons: 3
Coding region: 179-916 (245 amino acids)
Biological process (GO): protein processing
Cellular component (GO): membrane
Molecular function (GO): aspartic endopeptidase activity, intramembrane cleaving
Source: RefSeq, a predicted model, not a curated record